CUGAACUGCAGAUUGCUGAAGCCGUUGCUCUUGUAGAUACCCUUCAGAACUGGACCGUUGUAGAAAAAAUAAUUAUUCCUACAAAAAAUCCUGACAAGAAGUUUAUUUUUGGCAAAGGAAACUUUCAGGUUUUGACAGAAAAGAUUAAAAAAUUGCCCAAUGUGACAGCUGUCUUCAUGAAUGUGGAAAGAAUAUCUUCACUAACAAAGAGAGAACUAGAAGAUGCCUGGGGCGUGAAGGUCUUUGACAGAUACACAGUUGUGCUUCACAUUUUCCGUUGUAAUGCCCAGACCAAAGAAGCAAAACUUCAGAUAGCACUGGCCGAAAUUCCACUUCUCAGGUCAAAUUUGAAAAAUGAGGUGUCUCAGCUAGAUCAGCAGAGGGGUGGAUCAAGAUACAUCAUGGGCUCAGGUGAAACGUUCAUGGAGACACAGACUCGUGUCCUGAAAGAAAAAGAACUUAAAAUUAGGAAUGCUCUGGAGAGACUAAGAAGAAAAAGGUCUUUACUUAGAACUCAGCGCAGAAAACGCGAGUUUCCGACUGUCUCAGUAAUGGGCUAUACUAAUUGUGGAAAAACUACCUUGAUCAAAGCCUUGACUGGAGAAGCAGGGCUGCAACCUCGAGAUCAGCUGUUUGCCACUCUUGAUAUCACAGCCCAUGCUGGCUAUCUGCCCUCACAUAUGGCAGUUAUUUAUGUUGACACCAUUGGGUUUCUGACUGAUCUCCCACAUAAUCUGGUUGAGUCCUUUUCAGCGACAUUAGAAGAAGUGGCCUACUCAGAUCUGAUAGUUCAUGUGAGGGAUAUUACUCACCCAGAAACCACCCUCCAGAAAGCAACUGUUCUGUCGGUUCUGAAGAAUCUUAAUCUUCCCAGCCACUUACUGGACUCAAUCAUAGAAGUUCAUAACAAAGUGGAUUUGAUAGAAAGGUAUAAACCCACUGAAGAAAAUGCUUUAGCCAUUUCUGCUCUGCAUGGACAUGGUUUAGAAGAGCUGAAAGAAGAAAUAGAGAAGAAAAUUUUGACAGUGACAGGGAAAAAGAUUCUGACAGUUAACAUCAACUUAGAAGGACCUCAGCUAAGUUGGCUCUAUAAAGAAGCAACAGUGCAGGAGGUGGAAGUCAUGCCCGAGGAUGGUACAGCCAGGGUGAAGGUGAUAAUCAGCAACUCUGCUUUUGGCAGAUACAAAAACCUCUUUCCCAACAGCAAGAUUGUUGUGCCGUGAACCAGCGUCCUUUUCUGGGAAAAGACACUGAUCUCACCAAGGGGAUGUGAAAUGAAGUUA
Messenger RNA from Merops nubicus (carmine bee-eater), 1283 nucleotides. It is a transcript of the gene GTPBP6, whose product is annotated as GTP binding protein 6 (putative). The transcript is spliced from 9 exons. The annotation marks the transcript as partial. Gene Ontology annotation, molecular function: ribosome binding; GTP binding. Lineage: Eukaryota; Metazoa; Chordata; Aves; Coraciiformes; Meropidae. Gene Ontology annotation, cellular component: cytoplasm. The record is from RefSeq and is a predicted model, not a curated record.